This is a messenger RNA of Nyctereutes procyonoides (raccoon dog), 2759 nucleotides long. It is a transcript of the gene HINT3, whose product is annotated as histidine triad nucleotide binding protein 3. Gene Ontology annotation, molecular function: catalytic activity. The transcript is spliced from 5 exons. Bases 54 to 602 code for a protein of 182 amino acids. Lineage: Eukaryota; Metazoa; Chordata; Mammalia; Carnivora; Canidae. The record is from RefSeq and is a predicted model, not a curated record.
UCCAGGUCACACCGCGAGGUGCAGGCGGCGGACGGGCUCGGCGCGGCGGAGCGAUGGCGGAGGAGUCGAAGCGCGCCGGCUCGGAGUCGGGGCCGGCUUGUCAGGCCGCGGCCGCCGCAGACGCCGCGGAGUCCUCCCUGCAGGCCGCCGAGGUGGCCCCGAGGUCGUCGCGGGCGGAGGAGCAGGGCGGCAAGUGCGUGUUCUGCCGCAUCGCCGGCCGGCGGGAGCCCGGCACCGAGCUGCUGCCCUGCGAGAAUGAGGACCUCGUUUGCUUCAAAGAUAUCAAACCAGCAGCACCUCAUCAUUAUCUUGUGGUGCCAAAGAAGCAUCUUGGAAACUGUAGAGAGCUAAAGAAAGAUCACAUAGAACUGGUUGAGAGCAUGGUAGCUGUUGGGAAAACCAUUCUUGAAAGGAAUAAUUUCACUGACUUCAAAAAUGCAAGAAUGGGUUUCCAUAUGCCUCCAUUCUGCUCCAUUUCUCACUUGCACCUUCACGUUCUGGCGCCUGUUGAUCAACUUGGCUUCUUAUCAAAGUUGGUUUAUAGAGUGAAUUCCUAUUGGUUUAUUACAGCUGAUUGUUUGAUUGAAAAACUAAGAACAUGAAAAUGUCAACAGUGGAAGAUUUUCCUAAUCUUGGUUCAACAUAAACUAAUAUUUUGGUCCCUUUGAAGUCUAAUUAUAAUUGUAAGGUUUGUUGGGUUUUAUGAGAGGCUAUUACUGGCUGCUAGACUUAAAUUUUUUCUGAAUGUUUGUUUCCUGAGAUCUGUGAUACAGUUACUUGGAUACUCUGUCAUUGACUUUUUUAUUUUAAUGGUUACUUGUUUAAGGUUUAAGAUACCAUGGAUAAAAUCCCAUUAAAACAAAUUCCAUUAAUCAGGAAGGGCUAUUUUUUUAUAAACAGUUCGAAUAUUUUCAUUCUCGAUAGUCUAUUAUAAUAGUGAUUUAUUUAUGAAGAAUAAACUGGUAUGGAAAGUAUUUUGUUGGAGCCUUUAUUAUUACGAAGGAGAAAAGGGGAUUAACCAUUUCUUGACAGUUCUAUAAUUGUACACACAAAAUUUCAAAAUGAAGAGUACCAUACUACAUAGUGAUUUCUUUUCUUGUUGAAGGAAAUAAUUGUAUGUGUGUAAUUUUUUACUCAGAUUUUAGACACUGAUUUUCACUUCUUGAAGCCUAACAUUUUUGUUAAUAAAUUGUUCCUGAAAGCUAUGUGAUAUUACAUAAAGUAAUUUUUAAUGGUGAGCUUACAAGAACAAUCAAUUUGGUUAUCCAAGAGAAUUCACUAUACUGGCAUUUUACCUGUAAGGACGUGAAUGGGGAAGAAACAUGAAAUAGUUAUAGUAAUGUAUUAAAAACUGGUAGAAAUUGUUGUUUCAUGGUUUGUUUAUUGUACCAAAGGAAAAGUAGAAUUAAAAAGUGAUUAGGCCUAGCUUUUAUCAUGAAAUAAUCUUGCUUUGAAAGUACAAAUAGAUAAGCUUGGAUGAGAAAAUUUAUUUUAAUAGCUCAGUGUUAGCAUUAGUGAUACAUCAUUUCAUGAGACAUGCUUCUUUAGGUUUUGUUCUGAUCUGUGGUCACAACAGUGAAUGUGAGUGAAGAGUAAGGUUGUGAAAGCUAAUACUUCACUGUGCCAGUUCAUGAAUAUAAGUGAACACGAGGACUAAAGUACUGAUGUUAGAAUAGGCUGAGAUGAUUCAUUUUCUUGCUUAUUAUUGGCAUGAUAUUAAGCAUAAUUUGAAGUAAUGAAAUAGUACAAUGUUUAAUUACAAUAUCUGGGAUAUUUAGUUACAACAUCUGAAAUAAAUCUCAUUCAUUUAUUCAUUUAACAAACAUUUGCAGAGUAUUUAACAUUUCGAGGAUCAGGAUAUACAGGUGAGAAAGGACAGCCUGUCUUUAAAUGCUAAUACAAGGGUCAGAUGAAACGAGUCAGUAUAGUUUAGUGUGUCAAGUGCUCUCAUGCCCACAGAAGAGGCUGUGGAAAGAAAUUCAGUUUUGAGAGCAGAUGGCAGUAUAACUGAAUAUUUAAGACACAGUGGUAGGCAGGUAGACAAUGGACGUUUAGGCCAAGGGACCCACAUGUACUUUUCCUGAAUUCUUGCUCCGUUAUUUACUUUACAAUUGAAGUGAAUGUUCACAUUCCAUGUGGAAGGUAGGGGCUAUGGGCUCUUAAAAUUAGAUUUCCAAGCUUUUCAGCACUGCUUUGUUCUACCAACACAGAUUAGCAGUUACAAGUUUGCAGAAAACAGUUGAAAUACGACCGCUGCAGAAAAGGAAUUUUGUGUAUACACAACAUAUUGUACUAUGUGAACUUGCAAUGAUAAAAAUGACACUAUUAUGAUAAUAGCACAUAAGAUACUUAAAUUCUCAAAUGCCUUAUGGACUUCUUCAAAAAUAUGAUUAGCCAACUGAUUUAUAUAGGUUUAUACUCUGUCAUAGUUAAGUUUUCCUUCUCUGUUGGAAAACCCUUGAUUCUUAUACUCUUAGCAGCACUUCUCUUUUACUUAUAAAGAUUAAUAAAUUACUACAAUUAAAAUUCACUCAGCUUUCUCAGUAGUUAUUUAGUAACUCAGUAGCUAUACAUUAACUCAACACAAAACUAACUCAUAACUUAUCUUUAAAAUGUUUAAAGUAAUAUCAAGAGCAUUAUUCAUGCAUGUUAUGAUAUUGUUUGUAAUUGAAGAAUUGUAAAAUGAUUAGUGAGCUGUUUUAAACUGUGCUUAUUUAGCUAAAAGAAAGCUAAAUAAAUAUGGAAAAAUACUGUGUCAA